Pseudocercospora fijiensis CIRAD86 is the source of this 1100-nucleotide messenger RNA. RefSeq lists its product as uncharacterized. Gene Ontology annotation, biological process: cytoplasmic translational initiation. The transcript has 2 exons. NCBI's taxonomy places the organism in Eukaryota, Fungi, Ascomycota, Dothideomycetes, Mycosphaerellales, Mycosphaerellaceae. Gene Ontology annotation, cellular component: cytoplasm; eukaryotic translation initiation factor 3 complex, eIF3m. The record is from RefSeq and is a predicted model, not a curated record. The coding region runs from base 1 to 1017 and encodes 338 amino acids. Gene Ontology annotation, molecular function: translation initiation factor activity; RNA binding; protein binding.
AUGCGGCCGAUCCUUCUUAGCGGGCACGAGCGUGCGCUCACCCAGGUGAAAUACUCCAAAGAAGGCGAUCUCAUUUUCUCCGUCUCCAAAGACCAUGUCGUGUGCGCGUGGUAUAGCGCGAACGGUGAGCGCUUCGGCGCAUACAAGGGACAUCAGGGUGCACUCUGGACUGUCGACGUCGACCCGACCACGACUCUCUUGGCUUCAGGAGGCGCAGACAACACGAUACGAUUGUGGGAGGUCAAGACUGGCAGACUGCUCAAGACGUGGGAAUUUGGCACUGCGAUCAAGCGCGUGGAAUUCUCAGAGGAUGGAAAACAACUUCUCGGCGUGACGGAAAAGAGACAAGGACAGCUCAGCAGUAUCGUGGUCUACGACAUCAACCAGGACCCCGAGGGCGAGCAGGUCGAUGAGUACAGCUUGCGCAUCGUGGUUGACGACAUUCCCAAGGUCACAGUCGCUGGCUUCUCAUAUCUCACCAAGUACAUUAUCGCAGGACACGAAGACGGCAGUGUGACUCAGUAUGAUGCCAAGGACGGAAGCGAGCUCAACCACACCUACCCACACGAAGAGAACUCGCUCGUCACCGAUCUGCAGUGGAGCACGGACCGAACAUACUUCAUUACUGCCUCGAAAGACAAGACUGCGAAGCUCAUCGACGCGAAGACGCUCGACGUUCUUAAGACAUAUGUCGCCGAUACCCCUCUGAACAGUGCUGCCAUUACUCCCGAACCCACAAACUAUGUCAUCCUUGGUGGUGGUCAGGCAGCUAUGGAUGUGACCACAACCUCAGCGAGGCAAGGAAAAUUCGAAGCCAGAUUCUAUCACAAGAUUUUCGAGGAGGAGGUUGGUCGAGUGCGUGGUCACUUCGGUCCUCUCAACUACGUUGCUGUGGAUCCAACUGGGAAAUCCUACUGCUCUGGUGGUGAGGACGGAUAUGUGCGUGUGCACCACUUUGAUCCGCCAUACUUUGACUUCAAGUUCGAGGUUGAGAGGGAACGGGAAAGGCAGAUGUAGAAGUGGCAAAGUGCAUGAGAGACGAACCUAGAUGGUUGGGUGGAUAUGGCAUACAUGGCAUGGCGUUACGGCGCUGGCAAAAA